Messenger RNA from Phacochoerus africanus (Common warthog), 4454 nucleotides. It is a transcript of the gene RDX, whose product is annotated as radixin. Gene Ontology annotation, biological process: positive regulation of early endosome to late endosome transport; positive regulation of protein localization to early endosome; regulation of organelle assembly. Gene Ontology annotation, molecular function: actin binding; cell adhesion molecule binding. The record is from RefSeq and is a predicted model, not a curated record. NCBI's taxonomy places the organism in Eukaryota, Metazoa, Chordata, Mammalia, Artiodactyla, Suidae. Gene Ontology annotation, cellular component: microvillus; filopodium; cytoskeleton. Bases 319 to 2070 code for a protein of 583 amino acids. The transcript has 15 exons.
GGCGCGGGGCAGCCCCGCCUCCCCCCGAGGAGUCGCCGGGCGGCCAUAUUGCGGAGCUGUCUGCGGUGGCGGCAGCGCCUCUCCUCUCCGGCGGCUCAGUGCUCCCUCACCGCCUCUCCCUCCCAGCCGCAGCCACUAGCCCGGCGCCGCCGCGCAGCGCCUCGGCCCCACUCGGCGGGAAGAACCGCCCGCUCUCCGGGUGAGGCGAGUCUGUUGUACUGCUGACUGAAUAGAGCUCAAGGUAUUAAGAGGUACAACAGAAUUCAUAAACGUAAAGAGUUUUUAAAGACGAAAAUUAAAGACAAAAAGAGAAGGAAAAUGCCGAAACCGAUCAAUGUAAGAGUAACUACAAUGGAUGCUGAGCUGGAAUUUGCCAUUCAGCCCAAUACAACUGGCAAACAGCUUUUUGAUCAGGUGGUGAAAACAGUUGGUUUGCGUGAGGUUUGGUUUUUUGGGCUGCAGUAUGUGGACAGCAAGGGAUAUUCUACAUGGCUUAAACUAAAUAAAAAGGUGACACAGCAAGAUGUUAAAAAAGAGAAUCCUUUGCAGUUCAAAUUUAGAGCUAAGUUCUUUCCUGAAGAUGUUUCUGAGGAACUGAUUCAAGAAAUAACGCAGAGACUUUUCUUCUUGCAAGUUAAAGAAGCUAUCUUAAAUGAUGAGAUAUAUUGUCCCCCAGAAACGGCAGUUCUUUUGGCUUCCUAUGCUGUCCAGGCCAAGUACGGAGAUUAUAAUAAAGAGAUUCAUAAACCAGGCUACCUGGCUAAUGAUAGGCUCCUACCCCAACGUGUUUUGGAACAACACAAAUUGACAAAAGAACAGUGGGAAGAAAGGAUACAGAACUGGCAUGAAGAACAUAGAGGAAUGCUGAGGGAAGAUUCUAUGAUGGAAUACCUGAAGAUUGCACAAGAUCUAGAAAUGUAUGGAGUCAACUAUUUUGAAAUAAAAAAUAAAAAGGGAACUGAAUUGUGGCUAGGCGUUGAUGCUUUGGGUCUGAAUAUUUAUGAACAUGAUGAUAAGUUAACACCUAAAAUUGGUUUUCCUUGGAGUGAAAUCAGAAAUAUUUCAUUUAAUGACAAAAAAUUUGUUAUAAAGCCAAUCGACAAAAAGGCACCUGAUUUUGUUUUUUAUGCACCUCGCCUGAGAAUCAAUAAGCGGAUCUUGGCAUUAUGCAUGGGAAACCAUGAACUGUACAUGCGAAGAAGGAAGCCUGACACCAUUGAAGUGCAACAGAUGAAGGCUCAGGCGAGGGAGGAGAAACAUCAGAAGCAGCUGGAAAGGGCACAACUAGAGAAUGAAAAGAAGAAAAGAGAAAUAGCAGAAAAGGAAAAGGAAAGAAUAGAGCGUGAAAAGGAAGAGCUAAUGGAACGUCUGAGGCAAAUUGAAGAACAGACAAUGAAAGCCCAGAAAGAACUGGAAGAACAGACUCGAAAAGCUCUAGAAUUGGACCAGGAACGAAAACGAGCAAAAGAAGAAGCAGAAAGACUUGAAAAGGAGCGUCGAGCUGCUGAAGAGGCCAAGUCUGCUAUAGAGAAACAAGCUGCAGACCAGAUGAAGAAUCAGGAGCAGCUGGCAGCAGAACUUGCUGAAUUCACUGCCAAGAUUGCCCUUCUUGAGGAAGCCAAGAAGAAAAAGGAAGAGGAAGCUACCGAGUGGCAACACAAAGCUUUUGCAGCCCAGGAAGACUUGGAAAAGACCAAAGAAGAGUUAAAGACCGUGAUGUCUGCCCCACCUCCACCUCCGCCACCACCAGUCGUUCCUCCGACCGAAAAUGAACACGAUGAACAUGAUGAGAAUAAUGCUGAGGCUAGCGCUGAAUUAUCAAACGAUGGGGUAAUGAACCACAGAAGUGAGGAGGAACGUGUAACUGAAACACAGAAAAAUGAGCGUGUUAAAAAGCAACUCCAGGCAUUAAGUUCAGAAUUAGCCCAAGCCAGAGAUGAAACCAAGAAAACACAAAACGAUGUUCUUCAUGCUGAGAACGUUAAAGCAGGCCGCGAUAAGUACAAGACUCUGCGACAGAUCCGACAAGGCAACACAAAGCAGCGUAUUGAUGAGUUUGAAGCAAUGUGAGAGCUGUUAUUUUGCAUACAUGUUCUUCAUAAGCUGAACCACCAACAGAGAAAAGCAGGCCUUUGCAGAUGUGAUGGAAUGCCUCCCACCUUGCCAAAGCACUUGUACCAGUCUGACUGUGGUGGCUAAAAGACACAGGGGAGCUCGUCAGCAUUAAGGCAGUGUAAUACCAUACUUGGUUUUCUUUUUCUUUUGGGCCAGGGAAUGGAGAACAGUGUUCCAUCACCUCCUUUUUCACGUUUUUCAUUUUCCUUUUUUUUCUGUUGUUACAGAUUAACACUAAUUAUCAUGUUUGACAAAUGUGUAUGUAUGAUUUAAGCACUUUGUACAUUUUAAAGGAUGAUGUGACUUAAUGAGUGUUUUCCCCCUCUCAUUUUCUCUCACUCAUGUUUUCUCAGUGUGUCCUUCUCAUACCUUGACCUGCCGUGUAACCAUAAUGUAGCUCAUUGGCAGUGAUUAAAGUGAGCAUGGGUGGCAGGGUGGUCAGUCUUUGGUCAUUGUGUAGAAGAUGGCUGUGAAUCAUGAAAAAGAUUAGAAUGUUUAACAGGGUAGUGUAUAGCUGGUGGUUAAUUUUCUUAAUUCCCAAUUAAAUAACAUUAAGGGAUUGCAGUCACCUUUGACCACUGAAUUGGUGUUUCAUCUCCUGUCAUCCUUUGAGUUUCUUUGUUUGCAGAUUUCACAAAGGUAUAGACAGCAGGUAGUAAGUAGUUCCCUAGGAGAGUUUAUUGAUGAAACCCUAGUGCAGAUAAUAGUUGUCUUUGAAAGAUUUUUAAAGUUUCUUUCUUUCAUAGAUUGAUUUUGAAAAAUGGAUGUUUAAUAAAAGAAAAUAUACAUUUGUUGGUAAUUGAUUACAUCAUUUAAAAAACCCUGGACCUUUCUGGAAGGGCAGUGUAUGAAAACAUCAGUCCCAAGGAGAGACAGUAAUACUACCUCACUCCUACACCUCCGAUGACUGGUUGUUCAGACACAGUGAAGUGUGUAAGCUCUAUGUUUUAUAGACAUAGUGAUACUUUCAAUCAUGAAGGAAUAUUUUUGAGGUUUCCUUUUCCUUCAGAAUAUCUUAAGAGUGCUAAAUUUUAACUGCCUUUUUGUUGAGGUGAACUGUGGGACUCUGAUUUGUAAUAAAAUUGUUAAGCUCUCACUGAUAUACUAUCUUCCUGGAGGGGUGUUGUAUGUCUGAGGAAGUGUGAGAGAGUGAGAGAAAGGUUGUGUGUGUGUGUGUGUGUGUGUGAGAGGAGAGCGAGAGAGAGCGCGCGAGUGCACCCUUGUAGCAUAUGAAGAGUGUCUGAUCCUUCAUUUCUUAAUGUAAUUGUUACAUAAUCAUUUUAGCAUAUUUGGUUUCUAAAUCAUUGUGCUUAUUUUUUUUAAUCUUGAACUAAAAAUACUUAAAUUUGGUUUGUUCUGUUUUAGAAAUUUUAUUUUUAGGUUAUAUCAAUUUCAGUUAUGUUUUACAAAGAAAUCUUUCCAGUUUGAAAGAUGUUCAAUAUUCACAUGUUCUAACAUUUUCUUUAUUAAUAAAACAUCUAGAUUUGGAGAUAAGGAAAGCCUUGUUUUCUCUGUGUGGUUCAGCUACCUUCCAUCUGAUAUUAUGCAUUCAAAUUUAUGUUUAUUAAAAUUGCCAUUUUGUUAGACAUUUUUCAUGCACGGUAGAUUCAAGUUAUGUCUGAAAAUAUCUUUUGUGUUUUUUGAUUUUGCUGACUUUGAAAGGAUUAAUCUGGGCAGACAUUAUGAAAAGGAAAGGUUGCAUUUAAUAUAUUUUUGGGGACUUAGGACUAAAGAUAACUGGUUAACCUUGAAGUGGCUGUUGUACAGUGGUUGUGCACAUGCUUCAGAGCACCGUGGAAGAGAGUGAUUCUGCUUGCAGCAUGUUAGAGGAAUAGAUGGUGACCCUUACUGGUCACAGUUUAAAGCGUAUGUUCACUCAUCCAAAGCAUUAAAGCGAUUGCCAUAAUAGGUAAAAACAUGGAUUUUCAUUGGAUUUUUAUUAAUUUCCUUCAUUUUUGAAUUGUGUGCACUACCAUUCCUACAUCAGUUUGAUAUCAGUGUUGAAAAAUUACCGGUUAUUUUUGCUGUUUAUAGUCUAUUUGUAGAUUAGGAUUAAAAUGGAUUCGAUCCAUUUUUAAAGCUGUGUGAAUUUUUUCUAAACAGGAACAACUCUUUGCAAUAUGAGUUUUCAUUAAACCAAUUAUAACUUUUAUUAUUAGCAGUUGAGAAGCACAUGUUCAUAUAGCAAUGUAAACAUAUAUUAAUGAGUAUUUGGUAAAUUCCAACAGGCUUUACCAUUAGAAUUAUUUUGUGUUGUACAAUUAAGUUACAGUUACAUCUAUAUAAUUUUGGAUAACAUUCAUUGGUUAAUAACAAUAAAGUGACAAAAGCUUAUGCCU